AUGCGGCCCCGAUGGGCUGCGCCACACCGCGUGUCGGCUGUCUGCAGCCCCGGACGUUGGCUGCACGCAGGAGUAGACACCAAAAAGGAGGAAACCACUGGUGUCAGGAAGGUUGCCGGUGCGUCAGACGGCACAACAGCAACAGCGGCAGGACUGCGCCCAUGGGUGUGGCUGCGUCUACACCCCGUGGAGAAGUGGACAACGCUCGUCGAUCUCGGGAGGCGCGCCCCAGCAUUGCUCGAGAGGUCCUCCUUUGCUGCACAAGGCGAUGGGGACGAAGAGGAAAAGACUGCGAACAUCGUCACCCGUUUGCUUCGUCAGCGCGAACGCGGCAUAAAUGUUGCGGCGCUGCAGGGGCGUCUAUCGCCUUUGGCGCAGAGACGUCAUUAUCUGUUAGUUCACAAGCUCCCGUAUUGUGUGCGUCUUCGGCUUUGUUUGUCCUUCUUGAUGUGGGUGCGUUCCCUACGCGAUGUGCAGGACACAUUGGCGCGCCUUAGGCUUCCCUAUGCCACUACGCGUCGUGUGCAGCGCAGCGUGGUGGCUGACGUGUUCCCUACGCGCAUGAUGGAGCGUUUUGUCGACCCCUUCACGACGGUUGCCGUGAAAAUGGAUGCUAACAUCAAUGCCGCCGCCGAGCAGGUGCCGGCGCCGCAUGCAUGGCACCCUGAACAAGACGAACGGGCGGAGGAGGAAGAGGAGGAAAAAAGGAAGAAGCGACGGACGCGCAGGGGUGCAACACACGGUGGGAGGCUAUCCGGCAGAUGCAGCAGGGGAUCUCGCGGCGAAGGUGCAGGCUCUCGUCGUCUUGGGGGGAAUCGAAAGCUAUUGCUUGCUGUUCAAGGCAUGCAGGGCAGGGCAAGCGACGACGACCGCUUGUUCGGACGAACGGCGCGGAGCAGCUGCCGCUCAUUACAACAAUCCCCUUUUGCGUCUUGGGCCCGUCGAAAAGCGCUCUCCCCCGUGUCAUCCUCCUCGUCGUCGGUGAACGAUGCAUGCCGCUCGGCGCUUCCCUCCCCGCUCGCCGUCGACCACGAGGAGGACGAACGAUACCACCACAACUUUAUCCGGGGUGAGGGCUGCCCCAUUGACGAGAAUGGUCGAUUGGCAAGUGUGCCAAUUCAUAUUUUGGUUCCACUUGCCACAAAUUUAUUGACGCUGGAACGCUGCUGUGCCAUGGCGCAUGCGGCAGUGUUGUCCUCAUUGUUUGUGGAGGGCCGCACAGUGUGCUUGACUACAAAUAACUCUUUGCUUAGGGAGUAUGUGAUGUUCCUCUUUGAGGAGCUGAUCGAGGAUGGCUGGGUGUCCGUGUCGUUGUGCGAGGAACCUCGGCGUCCCUACAUACCUGGGUGGGUCACCAAGGAAACUGUCUUGGUGGUGCUGCCGCCCAGGGACGAGAAGUCGUUGUCUCACCGGGAGCUGCGCCACAUGGCAAGUAUGAUUCUCCAGUACGCCCCGUGUAGUGUUCUCGUUGAAGCAGCCCCUUGUGACCAGGUCUCGCACUACACCAGAGCUCUGAGGGAAACGGUCUCGAAAGAGCAGGCGUCCGUGGUCACUCCAGAAACGGAGGCUCAGUGGCGUGUGUCGUGGGUUCCUGUCUCACCAUCCACGACCUUUGGGGGUAUCAAAGAAAAUGUGAAGGAUGCCACUGUCGAGUUCCAGGCAGCUGUAAAUGAGAUUUUGCGUCAAUUUUAUGCCGUAACUUUUAUUUACACGCCUUAUAACUGCUCUCUGUCCCCUCGGCAGGUGCAGGAUUGGUGGUGGCAUAAGCUUCCGAGCAGUAUUCACAUCGUUGCUGUGAAUAGCCAUGCGCUGGACCUCUUGUAUUAUUUUCCACAAGCUCCAUUUUUGCGGAAGAAAGUUGGUAACGCGUUUCGAUAUCGUGCCGUGCAGCGCGUGCUGCUUGGCAAGAACCUUUAUGGUGGGCGAGAGGACCCUGUGCGCCAGUGGGUGCAUCGAUGGCUCGGCUGGCGUGGACUUGCUAGGACCGGCCUGUACGCUCCGAUGGCGGUGAAGGACAAGGCAAGGGUGCUUUUGGCCGACCAAGCGAGCCCCCGAGCUGACGGUAAUGAUGCUGACGAUGAGGCGGUGGACGCGUUGGUUUGGGAGCGGACUGUGGACUACCUGGCGAACCCAAGUAGGCUUCACUGGAUUGCGCUGAUGGCGGCGAAGCUGUUUCGUGUUUAG
This is a messenger RNA of Trypanosoma conorhini, 2184 nucleotides long. RefSeq lists its product as uncharacterized. NCBI's taxonomy places the organism in Eukaryota, Euglenozoa, Kinetoplastea, Trypanosomatida, Trypanosomatidae. The transcript has a single exon. The record is from RefSeq and is a predicted model, not a curated record. The coding region runs from base 1 to 2184 and encodes 727 amino acids.